Messenger RNA from Hevea brasiliensis (rubber tree), 1388 nucleotides. RefSeq names its product peroxidase 39. NCBI's taxonomy places the organism in Eukaryota, Viridiplantae, Streptophyta, Magnoliopsida, Malpighiales, Euphorbiaceae. Gene Ontology annotation, molecular function: peroxidase activity; heme binding. The coding region runs from base 151 to 1140 and encodes 329 amino acids. The record is from RefSeq and is a predicted model, not a curated record. Gene Ontology annotation, biological process: hydrogen peroxide catabolic process; response to oxidative stress. The transcript has 4 exons. Gene Ontology annotation, cellular component: plasmodesma; plant-type cell wall.
AUCUUCUUUCUUAUCGUGCAGCUCAAAUCUAUGCCUAUAAGUUCUCUAUCAUAAUUCACGCAUUCCAAUUGAGGGCAGCAUUCUCUUCUCUAGCUGACUAGCUAGUAUCUAUCCCUUUUUGUUUCUGUAUAUAGUAAUAUCAUUAUCAAAAUGGGAGUCAUUGGUUAUUUUGGUAUAAUAAUAUUUGGUAUUUUAGCAUUUAUGGGUUCAUCAACUGAAGCUCAAUUGCAGAUGGGUUUUUAUGCUAAGAGCUGCCCAAAAGCUGAGAAGAUUGUGCAUGAUUUUGUCAACAAACACAUCCACAAUGCCCCAUCAUUAGCAGCAUCCUUCAUAAGAAUGAACUUCCAUGAUUGCUUCGUCAGGGGUUGUGAUGCAUCAGUGCUUUUGAACUCAUCAUCGAGCUCCGGCGAAAAACCUGAAAAAGAAGCUGCUCCAAAUCUAACAAUCAGAGGAUUUGACUUCAUAGACAGAGUGAAAAGCCUUCUUGAAGCUGAAUGUCCUGGAGUAGUUUCCUGUGCAGAUAUUCUUGCUUUGGUUUCAAGGGACUCUAUUGUGGCUACAGGAGGUCCCUUCUGGAAAGUUCCAACUGGUAGAAGAGAUGGUGUGACAUCAAGGUUGUCUGAUGCCAUGGCCAACAUCCCACCUUUCUUUGCAAACUUCACCACUCUUCAGACUCAAUUUGCCAACCAAGGCCUUGAUUUGAAAGACCUGGUUUUGCUCUCUGGUGCUCACACAAUUGGGAUUGCCCAUUGUUCAUCAUUUUCUGACCGUUUAUACAACUUCAGUGGGACUGGUCUGCCAGAUCCUAGCCUAGACAGUGAGUAUGUUGCAAAUCUCAGGGAAAACAAGUGCAAAAGUCCUGAUGAUAAUACCACCAAGGUUGAGAUGGAUCCUGGAAGUAGAAAUACAUUUGAUCUUAGCUACUACUCACUCCUGGUUAAAAGAAGAGGCCUUUUUGAAUCAGAUGCUGCCUUGAUCACUGACUCUGUUUCUUUGUCUCUCAUCAACCAGCUUCUCAGUGGUUCAGUUGAGGAUUUCUUUGCUGAAUUUGCCAACUCCAUGGAGAAAAUGAUCAAAAUAAAUGUUAAAACUGGAACUGUUGGGGAGAUUAGGAAGCACUGUGCAAUAGUGAAUAGCUAAUAUUAUAAUUAGAACUUGACUUUUUUUUUUUUUUCCUGGGUGAUAAAAAUAAAAGAUUAGAAGGGACAUUGGGUGAGUUAAUAUGUUGGAAUUUUUGAGAUUUGCUUGUGAUAUAUUUGUCUAGGUGAAUAAUUGAAGUCUAUUAAAGAUUUCUUUAUAUGUGUUGCAAAAUGUCCCUUCUUUUUAGCAUAUUUUGUACCUGUAAUGAACUUUUUGUUUUAUGAGAUGAUCCUUUUCUUUUGGGCCAA